AUGAGUGGGCGCAAACUCAACACCGAAGAGCAAAAGCUCCACCAAGCUGCACUCUUCCAGCAGCGAAAAGGCGCGGCAUGCUCAAAGUCCUGUCCUAAUGCAGCAGGCGUCAUCUCUUUCCGAGCGGUGAUGAAAAAGGAGAUAGAAGUGAAAAAAGAUAUGAGCGGUGAAGAAGCUAUGGUUCUCGGUCAUAUCCAAGCUUCAGCGAACGAAGAUGUCUCAAAUCACUCGGUGCAAAAGCAGCUCGUGAAGGCUAUCAAAGCCGUCAGGCACCCAACCCGCAAGAUAUACAUGCUAGCCCACCUAGAACCUUCCGUCGAACUAACAGGUGGGCCAUGGUACACCGACAACGAACUCGACACAGAAUUCAUCAAGCUUCUAUCAACUGCAUGUCUGCACUACAUCCGAGAUCGG
Molecule: messenger RNA, 414 nt
Organism: Suillus paluster
Lineage: Eukaryota; Fungi; Basidiomycota; Agaricomycetes; Boletales; Suillaceae
Product: RNA polymerase Rpc34 subunit-domain-containing protein
Exons: 5
Biological process (GO): transcription by RNA polymerase III
Cellular component (GO): RNA polymerase III complex
Source: RefSeq, a predicted model, not a curated record